AUGUUCACUAUCAGACGCGCCUUUCUGGGGACUUUACUGUUACUUCCCGUCGCCUUUCCUCUGGUCAAAGGAGACGUGAGUUACUCUGUUCCAGAGGAGAUGAAACGUGGAUCCGUGAUCGGAAAUAUCGCUAAGGAUAUAGGUCUGGAUUUGGGCAGGUUCUCCGCGCGCAGGGCGCGCGUGGACUCCGAGGACAACGGCGUCCAGUACUGCAGCGUGAACCUCAACACGGGAGAGCUGGUUGUUCAGGAGAGGAUUGACAGAGAGGGCCUUUGUGCGAAGAAGACUUCAUGUAUUCUGAAACAGGAGCUCGUGCUGGAAAACCCUUUGGAGCUGCAUCGCUUUACUAUCCGCGUGCAAGACAUAAAUGACAACGCGCCACAAUUUAAAGAGGAUUCAUUUAGAUUUGAAAUCCAAGAAUCCACUGGUAAGGGGGCCCGGUUUGCUCUCGGUGAAGCGCAUGACGGAGACAUUGGAGAAAACGCUGUACAGGGCUACACCCUUCAGAAGAACGACCAUUUUAAAUUAAAUGUGAAAACAAACUCCGGGGGACGAAAAUAUUGUGAGUUAGUGUUGGAUAAAGAGUUGGACAGAGAGGAAAAUAACGAGAUCACGCUUGUGCUGACUGCGUUUGAUGGCGGCUCUCCUCAGAGAUCAGGCACAGUAGUCAUCCAUGUCACUGUUCUUGACGCUAAUGAUAAUGCGCCAGUGUUUAGUCAGACUGUGUAUAAAGCGAGUCUUCCAGAAAACUCUCCUCCAGACACACUAGUUAUUACAGUGACUGCUACUGAUGCAGAUGAGGGUCUGAAUAGUGAGGUAAUUUAUGAAUUUUACCAGCGAUCCGAUGAAAAUAGUAAUGUGUUUUCUAUGAAUCCAAAAACAGGAGAAGUGCUUGUAUCAGGUGCCAUUGAUCAUGAAAAAUCAUCUUCUUAUGAAAUGCAAAUCAGUGCCAAAGAUGGUUUAGGUCUGGUAUCAUAUGCAACCUUAAUCAUUGAAAUCACUGAUGUGAAUGACAAUGCUCCUAUCAUUAACUUGAAGUCAGUAUCCAAUCAGAUUCCAGAGAAUGUGUCACCUGGUACAGAGGUGGGCAUCAUUAAUGUGCAGGACAGAGACUCAGAGAACAACAGACAGGUCCGCUGCUCCCUUCAGACUGGGGUCCCUUUCAAGUUAGUACCUUCCAUUAAAAACUAUUAUUCUCUAGUGACCACAGAACAGCUGGACCGUGAGCUAGUGUCUGAUUACAACAUUACAAUCACUGCCACUGACGAGGGCUCUCCUCCUCUGUCCUCCUCUAAAACUGUCCACUUAACUGUAGCUGACAUCAAUGACAACCCUCCUGUGUUUGAGGAGCAGUCCUACAGCGCACAUGUGACUGAAAACAACAAACCUGGCUCCACUUUAUGUUCUGUUGCUGCUCGAGACCCAGACUGGAGACAAAACGGGACAGUGGUUUAUUCUCUGUUACCUGGUGAGGUGAAUGGGGCCCCAGUGUCCUCCUAUGUAUCUGUUAAUGGAGACACAGGGGUGAUCCAUGCUGUGAGGGCUUUUGAUUAUGAACAGUUCAGGAGUUUUAAAGUCCAUGUGAUGGCCAGAGACAAUGGCUCUCCUCCACUCAGCAGCAACGUGACAGUCAAUGUGUUUAUAUCUGAUGUGAAUGACAACUCUCCUCAAAUACUGUACCCCACCCCGGAGGGGAACUCCUUCAUGACUGAACUGGUCCCUAAAGCUGCACAUGCAGGCUCUCUGGUGUCCAAAGUGAUAGCAGUGGACGCAGACUCUGGACAGAACGCCUGGCUGUCCUAUCACAUAGUCAAAUCCACUGAUCCUGGACUUUUUACUAUUGGUCUCCACAGUGGAGAGAUCCGGAGCCAGCGGGACGUCUCUGAAUCUGACAGCAUGAAACAGAACCUUAUUGUGUCAGUGAAGGAUAACGGACAGCCUCCUCUCUCUGCCACCUGCUCCAUGUAUUUACUGAUCUCUGAUAACUUGGCUGAAGUGCCUGAACUCAAGGACAUUUCUUAUGAUGAGAGGGACUCAAAGCUGACAUCCUAUCUGAUCAUUGCACUGGUGUCAGUGUCCACAUUUUUCCUCACCUUCAUUAUUAUUGUCUUGGGUGUGAGGUUCUGUCGCAGGAGGAAGCCCAGACUGUUGUUUGAUGGAGCAGUUGCAAUCCCCAGUGGUUAUCUGCCUCCUAAUUAUGCAGAUGUUGACGGCACAGGAACUUUACGCAGCACUUACAACUAUGAUGGAUACAUGACGACUGGAUCCAGGACAAGUGACUUUAAGUUUGUGUCGUCCUACAAUGACAACACGCUGCCUGCAGAUCAGACACUGAGAAAAAGCCCCACUGACUUUUCUGACGUCUUUGGAGAUGGCAAUGUCUCUCCUGAGGUAGUAGGGGAUAUAAUGGCUGCAAGUAGACGUGACUUAUCCUAUACUCUGAUGUUGGUUAUUUUUACCUUUUACCCCAUCAGAGGAGACGUGAGUUACUCUGUUCCAGAGGAGAUGAAACGUGGAUCCGUGAUCGGAAAUAUCGCUAAGGAUAUAGGUCUGGAUUUGGGCAGGUUGUCCGCGCGCAGGGCGCGCGUGGACUCCGAGGACAACGGCGUCCAGUACUGCAGCGUGAACCUCAACACGGGAGAGCUGGUUGUUCAGGAGAGGAUUGACAGAGAGGGCCUUUGUGCGAAGAAGACUUCAUGUAUUCUGAAACAGGAGCUCGUGCUGGAAAACCCUUUGGAGCUGCAUCGCUUUACUAUCCGCGUGCAAGACAUAAAUGACAACGCACCACAAUUCACGGACGACCCACUUAAAUUUGAAAUUAGAGAAUCAGCUGUUAAGGGCGCACGAUUUGCUGUUGGUGAGGCGCACGAUGAAGACGUUGGAGAAAAUGCUGUACAGGGCUACACCCUUCAGAAGAACGACCAUUUUAAAUUACUUUUGAAAACAAACUCAGUUGGACGAAAAUCCUGCGAGUUACUACUGGAAAAGGAAUUAGACAGAGAGGAAAAUAGCGAGAUCACGCUUGUGCUGACUGCGUUUGAUGGCGGCUCUCCUCAGAGAUCAGGCACAGUAGUCAUCCAUGUCACUGUUCUUGACGCUAAUGAUAAUGCGCCAGUGUUUAGUCAGACUGUGUAUAAAGCGAGUCUUCCAGAAAACUCUCCUCCAGACACACUGGUUAUUACAGUGACUGCUACUGAUGCAGAUGAGGGUCUGAAUAGUGAGAUUACCUAUCAGUUUGAUCACGUAUCAAGUAAAGACAGUAAUGUAUUUUCCAUUGAUUCCAAAACUGGAGACAUAACAGUUAGAAAGGAAAUUGACUAUGAAAAAACACCGUCUUAUGAAAUGCAAAUCAGUGCCAAAGAUGGUUUAGGGCUGGUCUCCUAUGCAACUUUAAUAAUAGAUAUCAGUGAUGUUAAUGACAAUGCUCCUAUAAUUAAAUUACAGUCUCUGUCAAAUCAGGUUUCUGAGAAUGUGUCACCUGGUACAGAGGUGGGCAUCAUUAAUGUGCAGGACAGAGACUCAGAGAACAACAGACAGGUCCGCUGCUCCCUUCAGACUGGGGUCCCUUUCAAGUUAGUACCUUCCAUUAAAAACUAUUAUUCUCUAGUGACCACAGAACAGCUGGACCGUGAGCUAGUGUCUGAUUACAACAUUACAAUCACUGCCACUGACGAGGGCUCUCCUCCUCUGUCCUCCUCUAAAACUGUCCACUUAACUGUAGCUGACAUCAAUGACAACCCUCCUGUGUUUGAGGAGCAGUCCUACAGCGCACAUGUGACUGAAAACAACAAACCUGGCUCCAAUUUAUGUUCUGUUGCUGCUCGAGACCCAGACUGGAGACAAAACGGGACAGUGGUUUAUUCUCUGUUACCUGGUGAGGUGAAUGGGGCCCCAGUGUCCUCCUAUGUAUCUGUUAAUGGAGACACAGGGGUGAUACAUGCUGUGAGGGCUUUUGAUUAUGAACAGUUCAGGAGUUUUAAAGUCCAUGUGAUGGCCAGAGACAAUGGCUCUCCUCCACUCAGCAGCAACACGACAGUCAAUGUGUUUAUAUCUGAUGUGAACGACAACUCUCCUCAAAUACUGUACCCCACCCCGGAGGGGAACUCCUUCAUGACUGAACUGGUCCCUAAAGCUGCACAUGCAGGCUCUCUGGUGUCCAAAGUGAUAGCAGUGGACGCAGACUCUGGACAGAACGCCUGGCUGUCCUAUCACAUAGUCAAAUCCACUGAUCCUGGACUUUUUACUAUCGGUCUUCACAGUGGAGAGAUCCGGAGCCAGCGGGACGUCUCUGAAUCUGACAGCAUGAAACAGAACCUUAUUGUGUCAGUGAAGGAUAACGGACAGCCUCCUCUCUCUGCCACCUGCUCCAUGUAUUUACUGAUCUCUGAUAACUUGGCUGAAGUGCCUGAACUCAAGGACAUUUCUUAUGAUGAGAGGGACUCAAAGCUGACAUCCUAUCUGAUCAUUGCACUGGUGUCAGUGUCCACAUUUUUCCUCACCUUCAUUAUUAUUGUCCUGGGUGUAAGGUUCUGUCGCAUGAGGAAGCCCAGACUGUUGUUUGAUGGAGCAGUUGCAAUCCCCAGUGGUUAUCUGCCUCCUAAUUAUGCAGAUGUUGACGGCACAGGAACUUUACGCAGUACUUACAACUAUGAUGGAUACAUGACGACUGGAUCCAGGACAAGUGACUUUAAGUUUGUGUCGUCCUACAAUGACAACACCCUGCCUGCAGAUCAGACACUGAGAAAAAGCCCCACUGACUUUUGUGACGUCUUUGGAGAUGGUGAUGUCUCUCCUGAGGUAGGCAAUUUGACGCAAACAUGGAAGAUUGGCCUCGCGUUAAUGAUAUUUCUUUCAAAUUUGGCACGUGGAGAUGUGAGUUAUUCUGUUCCAGAGGAGAUGAAACGUGGAUCUGUUAUUGGAAAUAUCGCUAAGGACCUUGGCAUUAAUGUUUCUACACGCAGAGCUCGCAUUAACUCCGAGGACAACGGCGUCCAGUACUGCAGCGUGAACCUCAACACGGGAGAGCUGGUUGUUCAGGAGAGGAUUGACAGAGAGGGCCUUUGUGCGAAGAAGACUUCAUGUAUUCUGAAACAGGAGCUCGUGCUGGAAAACCCUUUGGAAUUACAUCCUUUCAUUUUGCGCGUUCAAGACAUUAAUGAUAACGCGCCGAAGUUUAAGGAGGAGACGCUUAAAUUUGAAAUUCGAGAAUCAGCUGAUAAGGGCGCACGAUUUGCUGUUGGUGAAGCGCACGAUGAGGACAUAGGAGAAAACGCAGUACAGGGCUACACCCUUCAGCAGAACGACCAUUUUAAAUUAAAUGUUAAAACAAAUUCCGGAGGACGAAAAUACUGUGAGUUAGUGCUGGAUAAAGAAUUAGACAGAGAAAAUAGUAACGAGCUCCUGCUUGUUCUGACUGCGUUUGAUGGCGGCUCUCCUCAGAGAUCAGGCACAGUAGUCAUCCAUGUCACUGUUCUUGACGCUAAUGAUAAUGCGCCAGUGUUUAGUCAGACUGUGUAUAAAGCGAGUCUUCCAGAAAACUCUCCUCCAGACACACUGGUUAUUACAGUGACAGCUACAGAUGCUGAUGAAGGAAUACAUAGUGAGAUUACGUACGAGUUUGACCAUGUUUCAAGUAAAGAUGUGUUUUCAAUACAUCCUAAGGCAGGAGAAGUAAAAGUCACGGGGAAAAUUGAUUAUGAAAAAAUGCCAUCAUAUGAAAUGCAAAUAAGUGCCAAAGAUGGUUUAGGCUUGGCAUCCUAUGCCACUUUAUUGAUAGGAAUUACUGACGUGAACGAUAAUGCCCCGGUUAUUUACCUACAAUCACUGACCAAUCAGAUUCCAGAGAAUGUGUCACCUGGUACAGAGGUGGGCAUCAUUAAUGUGCAGGACAGAGACUCAGAGAACAACAGACAGGUCCGCUGCUCCCUUCAGACUGGGGUCCCUUUCAAGUUAGUACCUUCCAUUAAAAACUAUUAUUCUCUAGUGACCACAGAACAGCUGGACCGUGAGCUAGUGUCUGAUUACAACAUUACAAUCACUGCCACUGACGAGGGCUCUCCUCCUCUGUCCUCCUCUAAAACUGUCCACUUAACUGUAGCUGACAUCAAUGACAACCCUCCUGUGUUUGAGGAGCAGUCCUACAGCGCACAUGUGACUGAAAACAACAAACCUGGCUCCACUUUAUGUUCUGUUGCUGCUCGAGACCCAGACUGGAGACAAAACGGGACAGUGGUUUAUUCUCUGUUACCUGGUGAGGUGAAUGGGGCCCCAGUGUCCUCCUAUGUAUCUGUUAAUGGAGACACAGGGGUGAUCCAUGCUGUGAGGGCUUUUGAUUAUGAACAGUUCAGGAGUUUUAAAGUCCAUGUGAUGGCCAGAGACAAUGGCUCUCCUCCACUCAGCAGCAACGUGACAGUCAAUGUGUUUAUAUCUGAUGUGAAUGACAACUCUCCUCAAAUACUGUACCCCACCCCGGAGGGGAACUCCUUCAUGACUGAACUGGUCCCUAAAGCUGCACAUGCAGGCUCUCUGGUGUCCAAAGUGAUAGCAGUGGACGCAGACUCUGGACAGAACGCCUGGCUGUCCUAUCACAUAGUCAAAUCCACUGAUCCUGGACUUUUUACUAUUGGUCUCCACAGUGGAGAGAUCCGGAGCCAGCGGGACGUCUCUGAAUCUGACAGCAUGAAACAGAACCUUAUUGUGUCAGUGAAGGAUAACGGACAGCCUCCUCUCUCUGCCACCUGCUCCAUGUAUUUACUGAUCUCUGAUAACUUGGCUGAAGUGCCUGAACUCAAGGACAUUUCUUAUGAUGAGAGGGACUCAAAGCUGACAUCCUAUCUGAUCAUUGCACUGGUGUCAGUGUCCACAUUUUUCCUCACCUUCAUUAUUAUUGUCUUGGGUGUGAGGUUCUGUCGCAGGAGGAAGCCCAGACUGUUGUUUGAUGGAGCAGUUGCAAUCCCCAGUGGUUAUCUGCCUCCUAAUUAUGCAGAUGUUGACGGCACAGGAACUUUACGCAGCACUUACAACUAUGAUGGAUACAUGACGACUGGAUCCAGGACAAGUGACUUUAAGUUUGUGUCGUCCUACAAUGACAACACGCUGCCUGCAGAUCAGACACUGAGAAAAAGCCCCACUGACUUUUCUGACGUCUUUGGAGAUGGCAAUGUCUCUCCUGAGGUAGUAGGGGAUAUAAUGGCUGCAAGUAGACGUGACUUAUCCUAUACUCUGAUGUUGGUUAUUUUUACCUUUUACCCCAUCAGAGGAGACGUGAGUUACUCUGUUCCAGAGGAGAUGAAACGUGGAUCCGUGAUCGGAAAUAUCGCUAAGGAUAUAGGUCUGGAUUUGGGCAGGUUGUCCGCGCGCAGGGCGCGCGUGGACUCCGAGGACAACGGCGUCCAGUACUGCAGCGUGAACCUCAACACGGGAGAGCUGGUUGUUCAGGAGAGGAUUGACAGAGAGGGCCUUUGUGCGAAGAAGACUUCAUGUAUUCUGAAACAGGAGCUCGUGCUGGAAAACCCUUUGGAGCUGCAUCGCUUUACUAUCCGCGUGCAAGACAUAAAUGACAACGCACCACAAUUCACGGACGACCCACUUAAAUUUGAAAUUAGAGAAUCAGCUGUUAAGGGCGCACGAUUUGCUGUUGGUGAGGCGCACGAUGAAGACGUUGGAGAAAAUGCUGUACAGGGCUACACCCUUCAGAAGAACGACCAUUUUAAAUUACUUUUGAAAACAAACUCAGUUGGACGAAAAUCCUGCGAGUUACUACUGGAAAAGGAAUUAGACAGAGAGGAAAAUAGCGAGAUCACGCUUGUGCUGACUGCGUUUGAUGGCGGCUCUCCUCAGAGAUCAGGCACAGUAGUCAUCCAUGUCACUGUUCUUGACGCUAAUGAUAAUGCGCCAGUGUUUAGUCAGACUGUGUAUAAAGCGAGUCUUCCAGAAAACUCUCCUCCAGACACACUGGUUAUUACAGUGACUGCUACUGAUGCAGAUGAGGGUCUGAAUAGUGAGAUUACCUAUCAGUUUGAUCACGUAUCAAGUAAAGACAGUAAUGUAUUUUCCAUUGAUUCCAAAACUGGAGACAUAACAGUUAGAAAGGAAAUUGACUAUGAAAAAACACCGUCUUAUGAAAUGCAAAUCAGUGCCAAAGAUGGUUUAGGGCUGGUCUCCUAUGCAACUUUAAUAAUAGAUAUCAGUGAUGUUAAUGACAAUGCUCCUAUAAUUAAAUUACAGUCUCUGUCAAAUCAGGUUUCUGAGAAUGUGUCACCUGGUACAGAGGUGGGCAUCAUUAAUGUGCAGGACAGAGACUCAGAGAACAACAGACAGGUCCGCUGCUCCCUUCAGACUGGGGUCCCUUUCAAGUUAGUACCUUCCAUUAAAAACUAUUAUUCUCUAGUGACCACAGAACAGCUGGACCGUGAGCUAGUGUCUGAUUACAACAUUACAAUCACUGCCACUGACGAGGGCUCUCCUCCUCUGUCCUCCUCUAAAACUGUCCACUUAACUGUAGCUGACAUCAAUGACAACCCUCCUGUGUUUGAGGAGCAGUCCUACAGCGCACAUGUGACUGAAAACAACAAACCUGGCUCCAAUUUAUGUUCUGUUGCUGCUCGAGACCCAGACUGGAGACAAAACGGGACAGUGGUUUAUUCUCUGUUACCUGGUGAGGUGAAUGGGGCCCCAGUGUCCUCCUAUGUAUCUGUUAAUGGAGACACAGGGGUGAUACAUGCUGUGAGGGCUUUUGAUUAUGAACAGUUCAGGAGUUUUAAAGUCCAUGUGAUGGCCAGAGACAAUGGCUCUCCUCCACUCAGCAGCAACACGACAGUCAAUGUGUUUAUAUCUGAUGUGAACGACAACUCUCCUCAAAUACUGUACCCCACCCCGGAGGGGAACUCCUUCAUGACUGAACUGGUCCCUAAAGCUGCACAUGCAGGCUCUCUGGUGUCCAAAGUGAUAGCAGUGGACGCAGACUCUGGACAGAACGCCUGGCUGUCCUAUCACAUAGUCAAAUCCACUGAUCCUGGACUUUUUACUAUCGGUCUUCACAGUGGAGAGAUCCGGAGCCAGCGGGACGUCUCUGAAUCUGACAGCAUGAAACAGAACCUUAUUGUGUCAGUGAAGGAUAACGGACAGCCUCCUCUCUCUGCCACCUGCUCCAUGUAUUUACUGAUCUCUGAUAACUUGGCUGAAGUGCCUGAACUCAAGGACAUUUCUUAUGAUGAGAGGGACUCAAAGCUGACAUCCUAUCUGAUCAUUGCACUGGUGUCAGUGUCCACAUUUUUCCUCACCUUCAUUAUUAUUGUCCUGGGUGUAAGGUUCUGUCGCAUGAGGAAGCCCAGACUGUUGUUUGAUGGAGCAGUUGCAAUCCCCAGUGGUUAUCUGCCUCCUAAUUAUGCAGAUGUUGACGGCACAGGAACUUUACGCAGUACUUACAACUAUGAUGGAUACAUGACGACUGGAUCCAGGACAAGUGACUUUAAGUUUGUGUCGUCCUACAAUGACAACACCCUGCCUGCAGAUCAGACACUGAGAAAAAGCCCCACUGACUUUUGUGACGUCUUUGGAGAUGGUGAUGUCUCUCCUGAGGUAGGCAAUUUGACGCAAACAUGGAAGAUUGGCCUCGCGUUAAUGAUAUUUCUUUCAAAUUUGGCACGUGGAGAUGUGAGUUAUUCUGUUCCAGAGGAGAUGAAACGUGGAUCUGUUAUUGGAAAUAUCGCUAAGGACCUUGGCAUUAAUGUUUCUACACGCAGAGCUCGCAUUAACUCCGAGGACAACGGCGUCCAGUACUGCAGCGUGAACCUCAACACGGGAGAGCUGGUUGUUCAGGAGAGGAUUGACAGAGAGGGCCUUUGUGCGAAGAAGACUUCAUGUAUUCUGAAACAGGAGCUCGUGCUGGAAAACCCUUUGGAAUUACAUCCUUUCAUUUUGCGCGUUCAAGACAUUAAUGAUAACGCGCCGAAGUUUAAGGAGGAGACGCUUAAAUUUGAAAUUCGAGAAUCAGCUGAUAAGGGCGCACGAUUUGCUGUUGGUGAAGCGCACGAUGAGGACAUAGGAGAAAACGCAGUACAGGGCUACACCCUUCAGCAGAACGACCAUUUUAAAUUAAAUGUUAAAACAAAUUCCGGAGGACGAAAAUACUGUGAGUUAGUGCUGGAUAAAGAAUUAGACAGAGAAAAUAGUAACGAGCUCCUGCUUGUUCUGACUGCGUUUGAUGGCGGCUCUCCUCAGAGAUCAGGCACAGUAGUCAUCCAUGUCACUGUUCUUGACGCUAAUGAUAAUGCGCCAGUGUUUAGUCAGACUGUGUAUAAAGCGAGUCUUCCAGAAAACUCUCCUCCAGACACACUGGUUAUUACAGUGACAGCUACAGAUGCUGAUGAAGGAAUACAUAGUGAGAUUACGUACGAGUUUGACCAUGUUUCAAGUAAAGAUGUGUUUUCAAUACAUCCUAAGGCAGGAGAAGUAAAAGUCACGGGGAAAAUUGAUUAUGAAAAAAUGCCAUCAUAUGAAAUGCAAAUAAGUGCCAAAGAUGGUUUAGGCUUGGCAUCCUAUGCCACUUUAUUGAUAGGAAUUACUGACGUGAACGAUAAUGCCCCGGUUAUUUACCUACAAUCACUGACCAAUCAGAUUCCAGAGAAUGUGUCACCUGGUACAGAGGUGGGCAUCAUUAAUGUGCAGGACAGAGACUCAGAGAACAACAGACAGGUCCGCUGCUCCCUUCAGACUGGGGUCCCUUUCAAGUUAGUACCUUCCAUUAAAAACUAUUAUUCUCUAGUGACCACAGAACAGCUGGACCGUGAGCUAGUGUCUGAUUACAACAUUACAAUCACUGCCACUGACGAGGGCUCUCCUCCUCUGUCCUCCUCUAAAACUGUCCACUUAACUGUAGCUGACAUCAAUGACAACCCUCCUGUGUUUGAGGAGCAGUCCUACAGCGCACAUGUGACUGAAAACAACAAACCUGGCUCCACUUUAUGUUCUGUUGCUGCUCGAGACCCAGACUGGAGACAAAACGGGACAGUGGUUUAUUCUCUGUUACCUGGUGAGGUGAAUGGGGCCCCAGUGUCCUCCUAUGUAUCUGUUAAUGGAGACACAGGGGUGAUCCAUGCUGUGAGGGCUUUUGAUUAUGAACAGUUCAGGAGUUUUAAAGUCCAUGUAAUGGCCAGAGACAAUGGCUCUCCUCCACUCAGCAGCAACGUGACAGUCAAUGUGUUUAUAUCUGACGUGAACGACAACUCUCCUCAAAUACUGUACCCCACCCCGGAGGGGAACUCCUUCAUGACUGAACUGGUCCCUAAAGCUGCACAUGCAGGCUCUCUGGUGUCCAAAGUGAUAGCAGUGGACGCAGACUCUGGACAGAACGCCUGGCUGUCCUAUCACAUAGUCAAAUCCACUGAUCCUGGACUUUUUACUAUAGGUCUUCACAGUGGAGAGAUCCGGAGCCAGCGGGACGUCUCUGAAUCUGACAGCAUGAAACAGAACCUCAUUGUGUCAGUGAAGGAUAACGGACAGCCUCCUCUCUCUGCCACCUGCUCCAUGUAUUUACUGAUCUCUGAUAACUUGGCUGAAGUGCCUGAACUCAAGGACAUUUCUUAUGAUGAGAGGGACUCAAAGCUGACAUCCUAUCUGAUCAUUGCACUGGUGUCAGUGUCCACAUUUUUCCUCACCUUCAUUAUUAUUGUCCUCGGUGUGAGGUUCUGUCGCAGGAGGAAGCCCAGACUGUUGUUUGAUGGAGCAGUUGCAAUCCCCAGUGGUUAUCUGCCUCCUAAUUAUGCAGAUGUUGACGGCACAGGAACUUUACGCAGCACUUACAACUAUGAUGGAUACAUGACGACUGGAUCCAGGACAAGUGACUUUAAGUUUGUGUCGUCCUACAAUGACAACACGCUGCCUGCAGAUCAGACACUGAGAAAAAGCCCCACUGACUUUUCUGACGUCUUUGGAGAUGGUGAUGUCUCUCCUGAGGGAGUCAAUAGCAAGAAGUGGGGUGAUAAGGCCAGGUCUAUGGUCUAG
This is a messenger RNA of Periophthalmus magnuspinnatus, 12003 nucleotides long. RefSeq lists its product as uncharacterized. Gene Ontology annotation, biological process: homophilic cell-cell adhesion. The record is from RefSeq and is a predicted model, not a curated record. Bases 1 to 12003 code for a protein of 4000 amino acids. NCBI's taxonomy places the organism in Eukaryota, Metazoa, Chordata, Actinopteri, Gobiiformes, Gobiidae. The transcript has 6 exons. Gene Ontology annotation, cellular component: plasma membrane. Gene Ontology annotation, molecular function: calcium ion binding.